UUUUCGUUGGACUGAACUGCGUGCGUGAAACGCCCCCUUUUCGGAUCACGCAGCCAAAGCGAGACUAAAUUGAGCAGCAUGUUCAUGAGAUCCAUCAUCUGAUCUACAGCAGCAGCAGAGAGCACAUCUGUCUUCAUUCUAUUCCAUUACAUUGAGAGGAGAAUCAACUCUGGAGGUCGAUUUAUGUUAUGAUUUAUAUUGUAAACUAAUAUAAAUCAGUGUUCUCUGAUGACCAAGAACUAAACAAGAACUGAACUGGAGACGCAUUUCAAAGUUCUAAGAGGGAUGAGCCGCAUUUAAUUAUGUCAGCUCAACGGAACUAAAAGCCUUUCUAAUCUGAUUUUCUGAACUUUUUUUUUUUUUUUUUUUUGAGAAUGGAGAACUUGACAGUAUUCAACGAUACUCUGGAAACUUGGACUGACCGCAGUGUCAAAUACAAGGUGAUCAGCGUCCUCAUAGUUUUCCUCAUAUGCGCUCUCGGGAUAGUUGGAAACGUGAUGGUCAUCCUGGUGGUCCUCACUACCAAACAUAUGCGGACCCCGACCAAUGGCUAUCUGGUCAGUUUGGCUGUCGCAGACCUGAUGGUGUUGAUGGCAGCCGGUCUGCCGAGCAUAGCGGACAGUUUGUUCGGUUCGUGGAUUUUUGGGCACGCGGGGUGCUUGUGCAUCACAUACUUCCAGUAUCUAGGAAUCAACGCAUCCUCGUGCUCCAUAACAGCGUUCACUAUAGAGAGAUACAUCGCUAUAUGUCACCCGAUCAAAGCGCAGUUUUUAUGCACACUGUCUCGCGCGAAGAAAAUUAUUUUGGGAGUUUGGGUUUUCACGUCGCUUUACUGCGUAAUGUGGUUUUACUUGUCCGAUAUUCAACAGGUGCUCUACAAAGAUGUGACCAUAAUAACGUGCGCUUACAAAGUGUCCAGAAACCUUUACCUACCCAUAUAUUUUUUCGAUUUUGGCAUCUUUUUUGUCCUGCCACUCACUCUUGCUACUGUCCUGUACGGCCUCAUUGCGAGAAUCUUGUUUCUUAAUCCUCUUCCAUCGGACACCAAGGAGGACAAGAACGGGCAUUACAACUUCUCCAAAGCCCAAAAGUACAAGAUGAAGAACUCCAGCCGCUGCUCCAGCACGACCGCAGCAUCCAGGAGACAGGUAACAAAAAUGCUGGCAGUGGUGGUUGUUCUGUUUGCGGUGCUGUGGAUGCCGUACCGCACUCUGGUGGUGGUGAACUCCUUCCUGCAAGAGGCCUACCUGGACACCUGGUUUCUGCUGUUCUGCCGCACGUGUGUGUACCUCAACAGCGCCAUCAACCCUCUGAUCUACAACGCCAUGUCUCAGAAGUUCCGCGCCGCCUUCCGAAGGCUCUGCCGCUGCGGACCCAAUGCCCAGGCGACCAAAGCAGCCUAUAGUGUGGCUCUAACCUACAGUGUGGCCAAGGAAACAUCAACGGUGGAAAGCACAGGGCAUUUUUCAACCGAGAUAGACGAUUUGACACCGACAGAUGAGCUGUUUCCUGAUAAGAAGCUUCUGUAUCCAGAGGACUCUGACUUUAGGAAGGAGACUUUCUGUCAGGCCUGAAAAACUCACAACAGCGACACACCACAAAUCUCAGAACACUACAGAUCUAACAUAGCACUACACACUGAACUGCAGGAACAGCACUUUGAAAGUUUCACUUUAUCUUGGUCUAAAAAAAAGCAUGCUCAAUACAGUCGAAUUCAUCUUCCUGUCUUGUUCACUUGCCAAACAGCUCUUUAGAAUAUAAAAAUGAAACCACCAUUACAUAAGUUGCAUAGUUGCAUUAUCUGCUGGAGUCAUGAUUCUUAAUUAAAAUCACUGCGUACUGCAUAUGUAAUGCAGGGUAAACUGAAGUACAUAUUGAUCUGAAAAUAUCUUCAGGGGUUGCCAUUGUGAUUAAUGAGUGGCCUUUUACCCUGCAGACCCCUGGGAAAAAAACUGAAACUGCUUUAUUCUGCAGUUGGAGUAGUUUCAGGAAUGUUAAAUAAGAGUUAACUUACUUUACAUCCUACUAUAAAGAAAUAUAUAUUUAUAUAUAGAAAUAUAUAUUUAUA
Messenger RNA from Carassius auratus (goldfish), 2068 nucleotides. Its product is annotated as thyrotropin-releasing hormone receptor-like. Gene Ontology annotation, molecular function: thyrotropin-releasing hormone receptor activity. The record is from RefSeq and is a predicted model, not a curated record. Lineage: Eukaryota; Metazoa; Chordata; Actinopteri; Cypriniformes; Cyprinidae. Gene Ontology annotation, cellular component: membrane. Gene Ontology annotation, biological process: phospholipase C-activating G protein-coupled receptor signaling pathway. The transcript has 2 exons. The coding region runs from base 375 to 1574 and encodes 399 amino acids.